Molecule: messenger RNA, 7482 nt
Organism: Chilo suppressalis (striped riceborer)
Lineage: Eukaryota; Metazoa; Arthropoda; Insecta; Lepidoptera; Crambidae
Source: the annotation of a GenBank genome assembly
AGUAACACUAAUCAAAGCUGGCAUAUGAAAAGUGCGUGGAACUAAUGAAAAAGUGAUAUAUAUCACACGGAUAUAAUACAGUUCAGUGCUAUUGUGAUGUCAGUGGGAAAAAGAGUGAUUGGUGCAAAAAUGCAAUGGGCUGGAGGGGGGAGCGAGCACAGUUGAUUGUCCGCCGCAGAGACACGUAACUGACACUCGAGUGUCAGCUCUCUUCGAAAGCGGUCAUCUGAUUGUCGAAAUGUCGGCAGCAGGUUCGGCGGUGGCGAUGAUAGGUGCGAACCUUCGGUUCGGUUCGGCGGGUGCCACCAACUCUACUAUCUUGAACCACACGCGGCACUGCCCCCCAGGCGGCGCCGCGAGCGCUGCGGCGCUGCUAGCGCUGUCGGGCUUGGGCAUGUCCGCUAACUUAGCGCUGAUGACCGUUAUACUGAGCAAGAAGCAAUUGCGAAGGUGGUCACACGGACUGUUGUUCCACCAAGCGAUAGUCGACUGCGCGCGCGCCGCCAUCUUGCUGCCGCUGGGCAUCGCCGUGUUCCGCUGCCAGCCCGUCUACAAGUGCUCGCUCGUUGAAACGGCUUUCUUACUACUGGUGACGGUGUCAACAGUAAAUAUGCUCACGACAGUUCUUAAUGAUAGUCCCAUUUUUCCGGAAAACGAGGAAGAGCAGGCUGAUUUAUCUGCCCCAUUACUGAUGGAUAGCCCGCAGUGCGUCCUUUUCGGUACAUUCAUGAUAUGGUUCGCUUCGAUCACAAUAAAUCUUGGUCCGACAUUCUUAUCGGGAGCUCUAGCCGCCAGUGCCGGCUCCUAUGGAUCUUACGGAGCGUCGCCCUCGUGUCCGCUCGUUCGGGGACCCUUCAGGCAUUAUGUACUCAAUGCCCUCUGGAUAGGUGUCAAUGCUGUUUGUGUCGGCUUGACGCUGUUCCAUCUCAAGAAACUUCACAGGGACCUAACAAAGGCUAACGUAGAAGCAGUUCGAGUAGCUGGUUUAGUGACUACACUCGUCAGCAUGGCAGGUGACAACAGGCGCAUGGACUCGCUGCCCAACAGCGUUGGACCCAGGACUGUAGACGGUACGCUGGCAGAUGGGCACAGCCGUCCCAGCGGAAAUCUGCCGCUAGGUGGCGGGCGUCGCCUGAGGGGGUACCUCGCGCGGGUGGAGCGGGAGGGGGUGCGGCGAGUGCGCAUGUUCCUUGUCAUCACCGCUGCCUACAUACUGUUCUGGGGGCCAUUGUUCAUGAUAACGCUUUUGCAUCACCCGGCUUUGACAUCGCACGUAGCUUAUGAAAUGUACUUCCAAAUCACACUGCACAUAUCGUACGUGCACGCUGCAGUCAACCCGCUGCUGUUUAUGGCGCUGCAUCGUGCGUUGCGGCGAGCAGCGUUGCAACUGUGCUGCGGCUGCUGCAUUCAUUGGAGCCAAUUUGUGUUGGCUUUGACUGCGGCGGCCCAGUCCCCGCUGGCGCCGUCGUCGUUCUCGCCAGCGGCAGCAUCGCCGGAGCCCCCACCAGCGCCGCCUCCUCCCAUGGUCCCGCCCGCGCCGUCAGUCCCCGCGCCGCCGCCGGCGCCCGGCACGCCUCACACGAUGAUGAGUUGGGAAGUUGAGGGGUGUGACGCUGAGAGUAUGUCGAGUGCGCGUGUGCAGGGAGACGAGGAUAUGAUGGGCGAGCCGUGGAGCGGCGGCGUGCGGCGCCCCGCGCGCUCCCCCAGCCCGCUGCUGCCCGCGAUCUGAGCCACCCGCUUCGACACCGACAGCGCCGGCACCGGCUCGUACACAUAUCCGACCCACUUGGCUGCCAAUAUCGUCCACCUUGCCGAGACUUUGCUGUAUAUAAACUAAUCGAAUUUGUACAUAAUAAAGUCGUAUGUUUAGAUUUGUGUCUAUUUAUUAUUGUCAAGUUUUAUGCUUAAGGUAGGGUUACCAUUUAGAAAUUGGAAAUUUAUGAUAACUUUUAAUAAUUUUACGUUUUAUUUGCCGACUGCUACCUGUACCAUGAACUAAAUCGCCUACCAUGUAUUUGAACUACUGCUAUUAUCAUCCUUGGCGAGACUAUGUUGUAAAAACUUGAGUAUAAGUAUUUUGUCAAAUUGGUUGUUGCAACUUACAUCUCUGUUAAUUUAUUAUGGACCCCUUAGCUAGCUAGCUAGGGUUUUUCGAUAAAACAAAUUGUAUAACGUAUAAUUUCAAUAAAAGACAGGACAUUUGCUUAUUAUUUUCCUUGCAUUUGCCUUGCAUUUUGCUACCUGCGAUCUGAUACAUACACAUAUCUGACCUACUUGGCUGCCCUUAUCACCCACUUUGCGGAAAGUAUUAGCUGACCCGCCGAACUCCGUACUGCUUACAAUAAUUUGCAGGAAAUGAAAGCUAUCCGUUCAAAAGAAACUGCUUUUACCAUAGUUAGCAACUGUUUGGAGAAAUCAUAUUUAAUGCCAGCUGAAAAUUCAUUACAUGGCACUACAAACUCGAUUAAAAGAGGCAAGCUCUUAUUUCAUUGGCAGUAAUCAAUCUUGGAAUAAGUCGCAUUGUUUGGCGGAAAUCGCUAGACAUUGCGCUCCCGAAACACCUUAAUCUAUCUAUCUACAAUUUUUUAAAACAAUAUGGCCGUUAUUCCAGAAGAAGCGACUGUUACCCCAAUGUUAGAUUUCCCAAGUUCAGUGGCCAAAUUCUAAAAUUUCACGUCCGUAUUCCGCGGGAAAGUCAACGGAACCGUGUGAUCACUAACGACUGGUCUCAAUAAUCGUGAAAGGUUACUUUAACAUAAUGCAAAAUGCAUUAAGAUUGGUUUCCAGGUAUUUGCCCAAUAUCCUAGAAACUCAGUUAGUCCAUUAGUAAACCCUAAUGACUUAACUAUUGGGAAAUUGUUUUAUUUUUUGGAAACUAAAGAUUUUUGUCAUGCUGAAAGGUUGAUACCAUUUGCUAGCCAAAACAUAAGUAUAAUUUCUGUGCCUCAUUAGUUUGAUGUAUGCUAUUUUUGUUAUAUUCCUUUAAAUAUCUAGUACCCAUAUCUCUGAUUUGGUUGGAGUGAAUGCCAAAGCUCAGACUUAUGCGUCUCCUGAUGUGAGUUGUCAAUUAUGGAUGCUGGCGGAAUAACAAACUUUAUUUUAAAACUAUUUCUUGCAUUACAUUAUCUCCGUGAUUUUUUUAAACAUUUUCUUUUGUACAAACCUUCUCAUUACAAUAUCGUACACAAUAAAAAAAUAAUUAUCCAAUUUGGUGCAGUCGUUCGGAAGUGAUGUGCAUACAUACCUUUCCAAAAUUCAUUUUUAUAUAACUAGAUAUAACUUAAGAAUUCAUCUCACGGCAAUAAUUGCUUUUGCUUAUAUAACUUAACCUGUAGAAUUUGUACAGUGUUCGCAGUCGUGAUAUCACCACUUAUAUUCUUAUCUAAUACCUUUUAUUAUGAGGUCUCAAGUUAGGGAUACCAUUUAAAAUUUUUAAACAUAGGUACUGAGGAAAAUUCGAAAAAUAAAAAUAAGUUCGGGAAAAAAGACAUACACUGUGUUUUAUUUUAGACUUCAGCUUCAAAUGAAAAUAAAAUUAAUAUUAUUAGAGAAUUACUUGUCCGGAAAAAAACCUAUGGAUGGUAACCCUAUUUUAAGUGAAUUCUUACAUUGUAAUUAGGUAAAUACAAUUCGAAGUUACUAAUCUUUGUAACUGUCUACUUAUGAAUAGAAUGUAAAUGUUGUAAAUUACGUAGGUAUUAUAAUUUAAAACUAAAAUUAUAUAUUAAGAAAAUCAUAAAGCUCAAUUCUAAAAAACCGAUGAAUGUGUAGUAAAAUGUAUAUUGUCACACCAAAACUCUAAAUAGUUGUUACUAACCGUGGCGUAAGAACCUAUUAGAUGAAAUUGGAAUCGAAUGAAAUUAAGUAAUUUUAUAUAUUUUUGUCAAUGUCUAUCACGGUAUUAUACUAAUAAUAUUAUCUGAACACCACUUAGAUAGGAGAAAACACUAAAUUAUAUUAAAUGUAAGUUUAGUAUCUGACUUGGUACCUAGUUGUCGAAAUAAAAUACUUUCUCCGUACAGUCCUAUGUGUACAGCACCAAAUUUUUAUUUAAUUUCAUAAAUCACUUUUAUGUCAUGGUCAAAUAGGAUGUCCGUUACUCACUAUAUUCUAUUUGACAGAUCUGUUCCCUGUUCUGAACCAUGAAAACUGUGCUUUCUUCGUCUUCUUCUCUUCGUGUCGAGGUUCCACUUAUAAAGAUGCUGACUGACUGCUGACUCAUACGACUUCUCUCCUGAUCACUGGGGGUGGGUAGAGUUUGUUGAGAGGGGUCGGCUUGAGGCAGGCGUCACAGAGCGCGGCGGAUACGAGACCAGCGUAUACGGAUCGAUGCCAGACUAGACAGGCGUAUUCACCUACGCCAAGACACAGCGCCAGUGCAAUCGUGCGCUAGGUGUGAGCUGAAGCACCCCAGCUUGCUGAAUUAAACUUGCGUUGCAAAUUAUUUCGAGAACUGACUUUGCUUUGGCUAUUACAGCAGUGCCUCCUUAAGGUCAGAGACCUGCCCAGUGUUAUUCCCAAGUAUCGGGGAUGAGAGCAGUGUUCGAUCUCGAUUCCAUCCCACGCCAGGUUUAGGGUCCUCCGUGCCUGCUUAUUGCGUAGGUGAAACACGCAGGUCUGCGUUUUACUUGAGUUCGGCCGGAGGCAGUUUUUUUAUAAUAUUGGCUUAAGUUUUCUAGUACCGCCGAGAGUAUCUUCUCCGUCUCUUCAAAGGUUUGAUACUGUGCAGCCAUGGCGAGGUCAUCUGCAUAGAUGAAGCGUUGGGUUCCUGGUGCGUUAGGCUAGUCGUUUGUAUUUAAAUUGAAGAGAGUCGGUGCCAGAACGCUGCCCUGUGGAAGACCAACCUUUUGGCAGCACCAGCGGCUUUUCUGCGUGUGUAGUUGGACUUGAAAACGGCGAUUACAAAGUUACCGCUCAAGAUUCGGACGAAGCCCAUAUCUUUCGUAAUGUUGACCAUCUUAAUCAGCAGAGACCUGAUAUUAACUGUGUCGUAUGCCGCAGGUAAAUCAACAAACACAACCCCAGUGACUAUGCUGAGUUCGUAUCCAUCCUCGAUGUACUGAGUUAGUUUGAUCGCCCGGCCUGUGCAUAAUUUUCCGGGUGUGCUAUGAUUAUUUCACACAAGGUGCAAUUUAGUUUUGACCGCAAGUUGUCGCAGCCGUGGUCAAAGGCAGGCGCCGCUCUACUCUAUAGUGGCCAAAGAAAUUCUUAGCGCUAAAAAACUUAAUUCGAUCGCCUUGAAAGUUCAUUGUUUUAAUACACCUACCAAAACUUAACAGAGAAAAAAUAAGUAUUCGAAAAAGUAUUGAAUGGGUCCAGUAAAAAUAUUAAAAACUAACAUCUGCUAGCGUCUUCGUCUCCGUUAUUUUAGUGUCACGCAACUUUCUUAUGAUUUCCGUUAUCUUUCCAAUAUUUUAAAAAUUUUAAGGAAAAUCAUUACUGGGCUCUUGAAAAUCCGCACUGUUAUGUUAAGUUACUAAGAUGAUUACAAUAUAGUGUGGCGUCUUGUGAUCAUGACAUUUUAAACAGACAAAAUACAGAUAGUUUUCGUUCCUCCUCUAAAUACACUAGGUACUCGUUAAGACUGAUAUUUGUUUUUACUGAAACCUUUCGUACCCUUUCAUAGCUGUUUAUCAUAAUGUAAGUACACCUACGACUUUUAUAUUGCAUCAUUAAGUACAUAAACUAUGACUGAUGUUAUCACCACAUAAAUUUUAAAUCCAUUGUUUAUUCCUAGUGAGUGUUAUAUCUCUAUAAAAAGUAAUAUGUACAUUAUAUGGUGUUUCCUAAGAAUUUAUUCUAUGAAAUCAAUUCUAAUACUUAUUGUAAAGAUAACAAAAUGUUAGUUACUGUUUUUCAUCUUCGAGCCCGAUUUCUACAAAGCGUCAUGUUUCCCUAAUUUUCUUAAAUGUGGUUGGUUAUAGAAUCGACAAGUUUUCGACAGCGAUUUAGUGGCAAGCUACAAUAUCUUUUCUUGUUCAAUAAGUGUAUUACCGUACAAUGUUUCUCGUUGUUAGUUAUUACAAGAGGUUUUAAAAUCUUGUUGUUUCGAAAUUCAUUUGACAUUUCGCAUUAUCUUCUUUAUAUGAUUAUUUUUAAAGCUGUUUUUUUUUGUAAAUGUCCGAAUUAUUAUUUAUUAUAGGGUUGAAUUCACAGUGGCAUAUUGUUAGAGUUGCAAAAUAAUCUUAUUUCGUUAAUCAUAAUCGUAGUUGGUGGUUAAUGGGUUAGGUUAGUGUGGUGACCUACACUUAGCGCGAGCCAACGAAGUUCCAGCCACCUUUUAAGAAGAUAAAUAAAACAAAGAAAAGUUAAAUGAUUCUAUGCCAAAAAACUAUUCUGACCGUGAACUUUCUGCGAUAUGAUGGAUUGUGGAUAUGAAAUUUAUACCUAAAAUUAUUCGGCUUACAAAAUUAUGCCAAAUAAUUUUUUGCGGAAUGAAGUUGAUGAAGAUCUAUUUUCUGAUAUGCAUAAUAAUUUAUGAUAUUGAAAGUUCUACGAUACAAGAUAGACCCAUUUUGAGAUUAAAAAAACUGAUAAAUUGUAAAAAAUACUAACCGAUUUGAACCUCCUCCUUUUUGGAGUCGAUAUAUAAAAGCCAUUAAUAAAAAAUAUAAGGAGAUCACACAGCUGUUGAUAAAAAUAAUCAAAUAGUGAUCUCCCAAAAAACACAAUCUAACGAAUGAAGAUUGCUAAUAUUGUACCUACCGGUUUAUAAACUUGCCAGAUUUUCAAUUCAAUAUCUGUGAAUCGAAAAUUUUUCGUUUAUCUGGCAUAUAAGUUCCGAAUAGGAUAUCAGGUACUCUCUAACUUGGCCAAUAGUGAAAAGGACCCUAAAAUAACUUAAUGUCACAUAUAUUUUUAAAACUUAGGUAUUCUACUACCUAUCUUGGCAAAUUAUAAUUUGAUAAUGGAUUUAACAAUUUAUUACGUUCAGGGGCCGACCGAGGAUAUCUUAACGCGAUUUAAUUGUGGUUACUAGAAAAAGAAAUCUGUAUAUGGAAUGUAGAGCACACAGAACACAGCAGGAGAUUAAAACGGUGAUCAUACCAAGUUUGGUCAAGUUAUGAGUAUUUGCUCACACUAACUGUGGCGUGCCUGCCCCACCUAACCUGUUUACCUCUUUCUGUGUUCUGUGAAUUGUUGUUGAUGUGUUGAUGUGCCAAAAGCUUAUACAACAUAGCUGUUAUUCACUACGAAUUUUGAAAUAUUUCAAUAUGUUUAUUGUUUAUUUCAAUUUGACAAAUAACAUCUUCCUAUUUACAAUUUCGUAUUUAUUUGUUAUACAAACCUUAUAAAUGUGAAUAUAUAUUAGAAGUACAUAAUGAAAAAUAUUUGUGAUGGUUGUAAGUUAAAUAUUUACAACCAAAUGAUACCCUAUCGAUAAAUUGUGUGAAGUUAAUAGACUACAGUAAAAUAAAAUCAAAGUCAAAAAUAAUAAUAAAAAAGAGAAAGAUAAAUCUAAUGAAAUAAAAUGGUUUAUUA